Messenger RNA from Asparagus officinalis (garden asparagus), 677 nucleotides. RefSeq lists its product as uncharacterized. The transcript is spliced from 3 exons. The record is from RefSeq and is a predicted model, not a curated record. The coding region runs from base 81 to 380 and encodes 99 amino acids. Lineage: Eukaryota; Viridiplantae; Streptophyta; Magnoliopsida; Asparagales; Asparagaceae. Gene Ontology annotation, cellular component: mitochondrial inner membrane; mitochondrion; MICOS complex.
AACCCCAGUAAGAAAAGAAUCAGAGGGCAAAGUCCAAAAGAAGCAAACUCCCCAAUUCUCUCUCAAUCAAGUACUCUCUAAUGGCGGAAGAAAAGAAAGAGCGGCCGCCCUCCGCCGUCGGCCUGGAUGCGAAAUGGGACGCGUGUCUUGAUCUCGGCAUCCGCCGCGUUGUCUACUCUUCUCUCGCCGGCGCCCUCGGCGGCCUCCUCCUCUUUCGGAGUCCCACAACUCGAUGGGCAUCUGUAGCUUUUGGUACUGGUUUAGGGAUUGGAACAGCAUAUACUGAAUGCUCUUACAUAUUUGAUGGUUCUCUUCCCAAGUGGUCAACACCACAGGCUUCAACUGUCCCAUCAGUUUCUUCUCAAGAGGGACAAGAUUAAAAGCAUUGCAAAGCUGAUGAUGGAAAGCUUGGAGGAUUGUAAUCGUCUCUUCUGAUGUUAACGAUGUUGGUGUUUUUUUUUUUCAUGCGUCUGCAGCAAAGUUCUAAAGUUGCAGUAUUGUUAUUCCUCUGUUAUUCUCAUGUUUGCUGGUUGAGAAGCAGAUAAUAAAUGUUUUCUUACAUUUCAUCGUGCAAACUACUAGAAGUGAGAGUUGGAAGUUUUUGAUGCCAUACCUAUUGAAAGUUCUAUCUAAUGUGAAACGUUUAAAUUCAUCAGUGGGAUAUAUAACUUGAUCAA